Penicillium daleae is the source of this 222-nucleotide messenger RNA. RefSeq lists its product as uncharacterized. NCBI's taxonomy places the organism in Eukaryota, Fungi, Ascomycota, Eurotiomycetes, Eurotiales, Aspergillaceae. Bases 1 to 222 code for a protein of 73 amino acids. The transcript has 2 exons. The record is from RefSeq and is a predicted model, not a curated record.
AUGGGCAGCAAAAUAAGGCUACAUAGUUUGCUUUCCAACUUUGCCUCCCUCCCAGCAAGACCUGCCCUGGGAGAUGCCUCGGUGGUAAACCAAGAAUAUGACAUACCAACGGAUGAAGCUAGUCAACACCGCACGGACCUCCGCUGUCUGCCUCGUCCUCUGUCCGAAUCGGCGACAUGGCUGCUGAUUGAAUGUCUCGUUGGAGAUGGCCAGCGCCUAUAA